GGAAGUUCUCGUGUGCCAAUGUCCCGCGGAGCAGUGAGAUUAGUGAUCAGGCUCCACCUCGCGUCCCUACACCACGUGCGUGAGCUGCAGGUUGCGGUGCUGCCGGGGACGGGGGAAGACUGGUCGUACGUCGGACACAGGCUCCAGACAUGGCGAGCCCCUGUAUUGUGAUUCAGGAUGAUGAACAGGGGUAUGAUCUUGACUUAUUCUGCAUUCCUAAACACUACGCCGCCAGCCUGGAGAAAGUUUACAUUCCACAUGGGCUUAUAAUGGACAGGACUGAAAGGCUGGCCCGAGAUAUAAUGAAAGACAUGGGAGGACACCACAUUGUAGCAUUGUGUGUGCUGAAGGGUGGCUAUAAAUUCUUCGCUGAUCUACUUGACUACAUUAAAGCACUUAAUCGUAACAGUGACAAGUCUAUCCCUAUGACCGUAGAUUUUAUCAGACUGAAAAGUUACUGUAAUGAUCAAUCAACGGGAGACAUCAAGGUUAUUGGAGGGGACGACCUCUCCACCUUGACAGGCAAGAAUGUUUUGAUUGUUGAGGAUAUAAUUGAUACAGGAAAAACAAUGAAGACUUUGCUUGCUAUGCUCAAGAAGUACAACCCAAAAAUGGUUAAAGUUGCCAGCUUGCUUGUAAAAAGAACUCCACGAAGUGUGGGAUACAGGCCAGACUUUGUUGGAUUUGAGGUGCCUGACAAAUUUGUUGUUGGUUACGCAUUAGACUACAACGAGUACUUUAGAGACUUGAACCAUAUCUGUGUGAUAAGUGAAGACGGUAAAGAAAGAUACAAAACAUAGACAGAAGCUGUGGAAGUGUUCAUUUGCCAGUUUUUAAAGUAUAUAAUGGAUUUGCUGCCCCCCCCCCAAAAACCUGUUUGCUUUGUAUUUCAGACCUCUUCCUACAUGAAAAAAAUACAGCUUUCUCUGCAAGUUUGGCAAUAGAUUUCUAGACUUUUAAGUUUCAUAAGUAGAAUAUACUGUGUUUCUAGGCAUUAGAACUGUUAUAUCAGAAUGUAGCAUGUUAAUGUCCUUCUAAGUAGAAGCCCAAAGGACAAUGCAGCACAGUACAUGGUUUGGGUCACAUCUAGAGGCCCAUUCAUCAAAGUCACUCAAUAUUUUCUGUAAAAAAACUCCAACCAAAUCCGCAUAGGUUUUUUUCACCGUAUUUAUCAAUACACUUUCUUGAAAAUUUUGUUGGCGGGGGGAAAAAAAAAGUAAUCGUACAAAUUUCCACCCGAAACCAAUUUUUUCCCCCUGAUUUUUACCACGAUUAUUGCACGAAACCCAGCGCUGAUCAAGAAAUCUUAGGGACUUCUCCCAUUGACUUAUUUGCAAUUUCAGCAAUGCCAGAUUUUCGAAUUCUGACUUUUUCAAUCCUCUGGGUAUAAUAAAUACCGAAAAAUUCAUUUUAUUUUUCACAAACAAUUUGGAUUUUAUACAAAAAAAUGGAUUUUUGGCAUUUGGAGUUUAGUAAGUAACCCCUACAUAUCUGGGGACUUGUAAUGGAAUGUUUAUUUAUGCAAAAGGCAAAAACAGCAGAUGAAAAGGAAUAUGACCCACAUCCGCUAGGCUUCUGCCUGUCUGAUGUUUUUCUGUAGUGAUUUUCUCUUAACUGCAUCCUAGUUGGAAUUCUUUUAUAUAUUGGGGUGUGUCUAUUAAAGGGCCCUUUGCAACUGGAAUGAAAAGCAAUCUGCAUGUGGUUUGAAUCAAAAGUAUAAGAAUUCAAAUGAAAUGCAUCAGUGAAUUAGAUGGGGUAUUAAUAUGUCUUAGAAUUGUUCUGCUGAUUCAACAGAAUCCUACUGUUUUUUAUGCAGAAAAAUGUUCCUUUACAAGUCCUAUGCUUGCUGGUUCCAGUGGGCUCUUCUACUUGAACAUACCUGGAGAGAUUCUGUGUCAGUACACUGUUCUGAUAUAGACUAUAUGUUGGGAAACUUCCUGUAGGCUUGUUUUUUUUUUUUAAAUGUGCAUAAUUUAUUUUUAUAUAUAUAUAUAUAUAUAUAUAUAUAUAUGGUUAUAUAAAUAAAUGGUUUUUAGUUCUGGAGCUGCUCGUGUGAUAAAGGUAUACGGGAGCAAGAUGAUUACGACGUUAGACUAUUUCUUGUUAUUAAAUUGUAGGAAUUCUUUAAAACA
Messenger RNA from Xenopus laevis (African clawed frog), 2132 nucleotides. It is a transcript of the gene hprt1.S, whose product is annotated as hypoxanthine-guanine phosphoribosyltransferase. Gene Ontology annotation, cellular component: cytosol; cytoplasm. Gene Ontology annotation, biological process: GMP salvage; purine ribonucleoside salvage; IMP salvage. The transcript is spliced from 9 exons. Bases 150 to 800 code for a protein of 216 amino acids. Lineage: Eukaryota; Metazoa; Chordata; Amphibia; Anura; Pipidae. The record is from RefSeq and is a predicted model, not a curated record. Gene Ontology annotation, molecular function: magnesium ion binding; hypoxanthine phosphoribosyltransferase activity.